Seriola dumerili (greater amberjack) is the source of this 2858-nucleotide messenger RNA. RefSeq names its product torsin-1A-like. Gene Ontology annotation, cellular component: endoplasmic reticulum; endoplasmic reticulum lumen; nuclear envelope. The record is from RefSeq and is a predicted model, not a curated record. Gene Ontology annotation, biological process: nuclear membrane organization; protein localization to nucleus. Gene Ontology annotation, molecular function: kinesin binding; ATP hydrolysis activity; ATP binding. The coding region runs from base 1231 to 2244 and encodes 337 amino acids. The transcript is spliced from 5 exons. Lineage: Eukaryota; Metazoa; Chordata; Actinopteri; Carangiformes; Carangidae.
GGAGAUUUGGCUGUCUGACCUCGGGGCCAUGAAGAGGGUCAGCAGGCCUUCUCCAAUGUUUCAUCUCGCUUAUAAUAAUAAGAUUUGAAUACUAUCAUUUGCAACUGAAUAAGGGGUUUGAUCAUCACUAUUAUGUGACAACAAUGAGAAGAUGGUGUUGCCUUCCUGAGAGACACUUAAUGACUGAAUGAGUCCUGAAACUAUGACAUGUCACUGUUUUAAUAUGUUUUUAAUGUGUACUUCAUAUAAUGUUUGUGGAUUACUGGAAAUCACCUGCCUUAAUUCUUACUUUCACCAUUUUAUCUCAUCAUAUUUAUUUUGCACGUGUCCACUUAUGAGUGAGACAUACAUAUGAGUUUAUUAACAGUGUUGGACUUUGUGGGUCUUUAGUUUCAGUUUAUUUCAGUUUGUAAUUGUUAAAGAAGUAAUGCCCUUAUAGAUAAUUUUUUCUUAUUCUUUAGAUUUCUUUUCACCCUCCUGACAACAUGUUGCCCUUAUUUUUUGAUAGGAUUCAGGUCUAUGGUUACCAAUAAAACAGAAAUGGAUAAAAACCUUGAUCUCUUUCAAGUGUUGCUCUCCGAGCAGCCCUACGUCCUCAGGUCAGAUUGGAGGCUACAGUGAGUUGCUAUAGGAAAGUGAGGAGAUGGGCUGGGGCUAGCUGGUUAGCAUGCUAACUUUAAAAGCAGAAAAGACGUGAUAAGAUUUAACAUUGUUGUUGCUUUCCACCACUGGACACUGAUCUUGGAAAGUAAAGGAAUGAAGUUUGAUACUGAGCUCAAAACGUUUCCUCUAGACUGGUAAGUAAAGAGCUGUUAAGGCUAACGCUAGAUGUAGCGAUAGUAAAACUUACAAAUUGCUAAUUUAAAUAGAAAAUGACAUACUUAACUCAAAAUUGAAUGACCUUUGGAAACUAGAGUAUUGUGUAAUGAAUUUGAUUUGUAAUUCAUGAAUUAAACUGUUUGUUUUUAUGUAUCAUAAUCUAUGCACCAACUCCUGCACACAUUGCGCCUUUGGGGUGGUAAAGUCAGUUCCUUUGUGUAAAUAAAGUUUAUUUAAAAAAAUUUAAAAAAAAAAAUCAAAAUUAAAGACCGCGGCACCUCCACCCCCAGCUGUAAUUAGUCACUCCACCACCAGCUGUUGACUCGCCCUCCAGCUAUGUUUACUCGCUCCGCCUCACCGAGCUGUUAGACAGUUUACUUUUUCUUAACUUAUAAGAAACACUUGCACGAGAUGAAACCGAGGAAGCAACAUGUCCUGCUGCUGUGGAUGUUGGUCUGCACCGGAGUGGCUGAGGCGUCAGAGUACGUCGCCGCGGCAGCCGUGGUCGGCGUUGUUGCGACUCUGACUGGAGUUGUAUAUAGGUACCAGAACAUUUACUGCUAUUAUGAGUGCUGUGGACGCCAGUGGAUUUCUUUCAAUUGGCAAGGAUUUGCGGAUGACCUCGACCUCAAACUGUUUGGACAGCACAUCGCAGCACACAGCAUCUUAAAAGCUGUGGAAGGAUUCAUGAGCAAUAACAACCCAAAGAAGCCUCUGGUGCUCUCUCUGCAUGGAUCGACCGGCACAGGGAAGAACUUUGCUAGUCAGCUGAUUGCUGAAAACAUUUACAAGGAGGGAAUUAAGAGCAGAUUUUUUCAUGUUUUCUCAGCCACACAUCACUUCCCACAUCCAAAACAACAUCUUCACACCUACAAGAUUCGGUUAAAGCAGUGGCUCAAAGAGGGCAUCACCGACUGUGAACGCUCCAUGUUCAUUUUUGAUGAGGUGGAUAAGAUGGAUCCUAAUUUGAUGGACAGCAUUAAGCCAUACCUGGACUACUAUGACAAGCUGGAUGGAGUUUCUUAUCAGAAAGCCAUCUUCAUCUUCCUCAGCAAUGAAGGGGGAGACGUCAUCGCUCAGACAGCUUUAGAUUUCAAGAAAGCAGGACGAAGACGGGAGGCUAUCAAGCUUGUAGACCUGGAAACACCGCUUUCUCUAUCACUGUUCAACAACACCCAAAGUGGCUUUUUUCGUUCAAGUUUGAUUUCGAAGAAAAUGGUGGACUACUUCAUCCCGUUCCUGCCUCUGGAGUACAACCACGUCAUCCAGUGUGUCAAGGCUGAGAUGAAAACCAGAGGAAUUUUGCCAAACCCGGAUGUGGCAGAGAGGCUGGCCAAAGAUUUAGUCUAUUUCCCCAAAUCUGAAAGAAUCUUCUCUACCAUUGGCUGCAAGACGGUAGACAAAAAGUUGCACUUCUACUUAUGAUAUCAAAAUCGGAUGGAUGCUACGUUCGAUCACAAUGUGCACUUUUUUUUUUUUUUUACAAAGAAAACCUGACUGAACUCUUUAGAUGUCUCUUUGGAGGUUUCUCUGUCUGACUUCGGGGCCAUGAAGAGGGUCAGCAGCAUUCUCCAAUGUUUCCUCUCGCUUACACUGAAUAAAGGAGCUGAUGAAAGCGCUAAUUGAAUGAAGAAAUAAUAAGAUUGGAAUAUUAUACUUUGUAACUGAAUACGGGGUUUGAUCUAUGCUUUUAUGUCACAAUGAGAGUUUCAAAGAUGGUGUUUUUUUCCUAUGAGAUUCUUAAUGAAUGUGUCUUGAAACUAUGACAGGUCACUGAAUUAGUUGAAGAAAAGUUGCGACUUUUCUGUAAAUCAAUGUGGUUGCUAUUGUUGUUCUGCUGUUUCAUUUUUCAUAUUAUCUUUAACAAAUGUGUUGCUGUGAACAAUGAAUGAAUUGGUGUGAUAUCAAACUAUGAGUUGGCUUUAUGGAACAGCUUAAUCCAUAUUUACUUUAUUAGGAUCAUUCAGCCCCUGAUUUUCACAAUAAUUCCUGUAUUCAAUAAUUUCUGUUUUCAGUGACAAAAAAACUGACUCAACUGC